Molecule: messenger RNA, 900 nt
Organism: Pseudomassariella vexata
Lineage: Eukaryota; Fungi; Ascomycota; Sordariomycetes; Amphisphaeriales; Pseudomassariaceae
Exons: 2
Coding region: 1-900 (299 amino acids)
Source: RefSeq, a predicted model, not a curated record
AUGCAGUCCUCGCAGUUAGUCCCCUUUACCAUCGAGAGUGUCUUGGCGGGCAUGCGUUCCUGGCCCGACUCGCCGGACCUGUACCGCAUCCGCCUUCGGCCUGCACACGUCCCUGGUGGCAGACUGACCAUUAAGUACUUAGCUGCACCGAACACGAGCAAGAUCUUCACUGGGUCCGAUGCUCACCGCCGUAGACACGACAACCUCUCUUUCAACAGGAUCCCUGCCGGCGACUGGGUUGUCGGUCGGCUUGUUGCCAAGGAGGAACGCAAUGACGGCGAGGGAGGCAAGCUUGAGCUCACAUCAACCGAGACUGAUGCGGCCGCUCUUAGAGGCCGGAGGCUGGCCAGCGCCGAGCCCGUCUGGUGUGGCGGGAUUGUCGACGAGAGUGACUGCCACGACUUGUCGGACCGCUGGACUACCAUCAUCAAUGCAGCCGGGCAGCAGUUCAGCAUUAUCCAGUCGCGCGAUCCCGGGCUGGCGCCGCGCUUCCUGGCGCAUGUUACCGAGAACCAUUCACAAGUGAUCGAGUUCCUGCUUAAGCAUAUCCCUGACGCUCACAAGGCCAGCCUCCCAAACCUAGAGAAGUGCAAGGCUGCCCUGGCCCAGCUGCACGCCCUCGGCAUCGUAAAAAGUCAGUUGCAACGACACUCCUUCCUUGUGCGGGACGAUUGUUCCGUCCUGAUCCAGGGGCCUUUCGACGCCCACCUGGUGGACGUUGGCGACAAUGACGAGAUCAUGAAGAUGGAGAUGGAGAGCCUCGAAGCAGUCCUUGCCCGAAGUCCAUCUGUGUAUCAAGACCAGUCGGCAAGGAUACUCAGGAUGGUCGAUCCUCAGAGGUCAAAAUUGUUCGAGGAUUUUGAGAAGGCAGAUGGGUUUGUGGUGCCCUUCGCGUACUGA